This is a messenger RNA of Camelina sativa (false flax), 327 nucleotides long. RefSeq lists its product as uncharacterized. The record is from RefSeq and is a predicted model, not a curated record. Lineage: Eukaryota; Viridiplantae; Streptophyta; Magnoliopsida; Brassicales; Brassicaceae.
AUGGUGUCUCAAAGAUUGUCCUUCACCCUACUGUUUCUCUUCGCAACCUUAAUCACAGUUGCUAAAGGAAACACUAACAGAAAGCUAUUGUCAUUUUACAAUUAUUCUCCUCCUCCAUCCCCGGUCUAUCGUCAUCCUGUGGCUCCUCCUACUCCAGUUUAUCGACCUCCGGUUACUCUUCCUCCUCCUACUCCGGUUGCUCUUCCUCCUCCUAAACCUCCCGUCGCAUCCUACUACUACAAGAGAUCUCCACCGCCUCCACGCCCUAGAUAUGGAAGAGUGAAUCCACCACCUCCUCCCGCCAAACCAUGGUGGUGGUUCUUGUAG